UACCUACUCGAUGCUGUUCGACCUUGAACCUGAUGUCGAUGUGGUGGUGGAAGAGGAAAGAGGUGUGGUCGCAGUGCCACGACCCGAGCUGGUAGAACCAGAAGGGUUGGGGCAGGUCAAUUCGGGCAAAUCGAAGGAGUGGGAAGAUCAAAAUGCCAAAGAUGGUUCUGGGAUGUCGAUGAAAUACGCACAAAUCGGAAUGCCAGUUGUAUGGGGUCCGUUGGCCAUGCAGUUUCCACCCGACGAGCCACUUGCGGGCCCGCUCUGGAGAAGCCCGCUUGAUGCGACAUCCCCGUUCUGCCCUUCAUACAACAACACAAAGUCGGUUCCAGUCUCUACAUUUACGGUCCAUUCGACGGUCGUAUUCGUCGUAAUGGACGCCGGCAUAUCGAGGCUAAACGCGGUUCCACCUGGCACGAAUCCACGGACCGCCUUUGGGGAACUGACGUUGAUG
Messenger RNA from Acaulospora colombiana, 454 nucleotides. The record is from the annotation of a GenBank genome assembly. NCBI's taxonomy places the organism in Eukaryota, Fungi, Glomeromycota, Glomeromycetes, Diversisporales, Acaulosporaceae.